CGGCGAGUUGUCGUGAAUGAAUCCUUACACCUCUACAGCGCGCCACCCAUCCGUCCGUCCGUGUGUCCAUGGAGCGAAGCAUUUCAUGCGAAGGAAACCGCAGCACUGCCAGCCCAUCGUUCCGAUAUUGAUUUCCGUGCGUGGUACGUGGUGUACGGGGUGCCGGGUUCUUUGGUUACAGUUUUGCAUCCAACUGUCUUCUCCAUGCACGGCCUCCGCCAUUUUAACGCCAGUUUCAAACCGAACCCGAGCUGGGAGUGUGUGUGUUUUUUGUACAGUUUUUUGUGGGGGGAAAGCCGACUGGCAGUUACUCUACCCUGGACAACAAUUCAGUUGGAGCUGGAUCGUGUAGCAGUACGCAUCGUAAUUGAGGUCCCCUUGUUACGGAAAACCAGACAACCCGGAGCGCUGUUGUCUAUGUGUAUGUAGAUGUAGGUGGAGUGGUAGCAUCAGGCUUUCGCGUCCUCGCCCAUCUUCCAGGCCGGAGGUUGCGUUGGAAGUUGUGAUCCGUUUUUUUUUUUUGGAGACUAGUUGGCCUAACCUUCUCUCAAGUGAAAAGUGGAUGUGCGUGUGUGUGUAUGGUGAGUGAGUGUUGGUUUGAAGAUCCUUGUGCAAAAGCCGUGUGUAUGCCACCAGUCAUCACCGCCAGUUCCAUGACCAAGCAAUCCGCCAUCAAACUGCUCAAUAUGGUGGCGAACGGACGCAAGAGACACUCGUCGAUCAAUGAGCAGCAGCUGGUGCCGCUAGAGCCGCCCGGAAGUUGCCUCUCGUCACCACCGGCCGGCCCUGCCAGCCGCUGCUAUCAAUCGUCGCUCCGCAGCUACAGCAAAUGGUCACCGACCGAGCAGGGCGCAACGCUGGUCUGGCGGGAUCUGUGCGUAUACGCGACGGCUGGCUCGGCGACCGGUGAGCGUAAUGGCGGUUCCGGCAGCCAUCGUCCCUCGAUCAAACGCAUCAUCAACAACGUGAGCGGUGCCGUCACACCCGGGACGCUGAUCGCACUGAUGGGUUCGAGCGGUGCCGGCAAGAGCACCCUCAUGUCUGCCCUCGCCUACCGUACACCGCCGGGAACAGUGGUGCAGGGCGACAUACUCGUAAAUGGACAACCGGUCGGCCCGUACAUGUAUCGGUUGAGCGGAUUUGUGCACCAGGACGAUCUGUUCGUCGGUUCGCUGACCGUACACGAGCACAUGUACUUUAUGGCGAAGCUGCGGCUAGAUCGUCGCGUUGGCCACCGAGCAAUCGAUCAGACGAUACGGGAUCUGCUCGAACGGACCGGGCUGGCACGGUGCUCCGGCACCCGGAUCGGUGAGGCCGGCGACGGAAAGAUGCUGUCCGGUGGGGAGAAGAAACGGCUCGCCUUCGCAACCGAGCUGCUGACGAAACCGACGCUGCUGUUCUGCGACGAACCGACGACCGGGCUGGAUUCGUACAGUGCGCAGGCACUGGUGUCGACACUGCAGCAGCUAGCCCGCCGCGGUACGGCCAUCAUCUGCACCAUCCAUCAACCUUCGUCCCAGCUGUUUUCCAUGUUCGACCAGGUGAUGCUGCUGGCCGAGGGUCGGGUGGCGUACGCCGGUCGUCCCCAGGACGCACUAGCCUUUUUCGCGCAGCACGGUCACGCCUGCCCACCGAACUACAACCCGGCGGAAUAUCUGAUCGGUGCGCUGGCAACGGCACCCGGCUUCGAGAAGGCAUCGCAGCGUGCCGCCCAUCGGCUGUGUGAUCUGUUCGCGGUGAGUGAAGCGGCCGGACAGCGUGAUGUGCUGAUCAACCUGGAGGUGCAUAUGGCCGAAAGUGGUGAUUACCGGGUGACGGAGGAGCAGCAUCUAACCGGACGGCCACACUGGCUGCACUCGACGAUGUGGCUUACGUAUCGCGCACUGCUGACUGUGGUGCGUGAUCCUACCGUGCAGUAUCUACGAUUGUUGCAAAAAAUUGCAAUCGCACUGAUGGCCGGCUUGUGCUUUACCGGCGCCAUCGAACCGACCCAGCUCGGUGUGCAGGCAACGCAAGGCAUCCUGUUCAUACUCAUCUCGGAAAACACGUUCACCCCGAUGUACGCGGUGCUGUCCGUGUUUCCCGAAACGUUUCCCCUGUUUAUGCGUGAAACGAAGAACGGUCUCUACCGUACCUCUCAGUAUUACGUAGCGAACGUGGUCGCGAUGCUGCCGGGACUCGUACUCGAGCCGCUCGUGUUCGUGCUGAUCGCGUACUGGCUGGCCGCACUGCGCCCAACGUUCUACGCCUUUCUCGUGACCGCCGCCGCAGCGACACUCGUCAUGAACGUAUCGACAGCGUGCGGGUGUUUCUUCUCGGCCGCGUUCAACUCACUGCCACUGGCGAUGGCUUACCUGGUGCCGUUCGACUACAUCCUCAUGAUAACGUCCGGCGUAUUCAUCCACCUCAACACGAUGCCGGCCGCAACCCGCUGGCUACCGUACAUAUCCUGGAUGAUGUACGCUAACGAGGCCAUGUCCAUCGCCCAGUGGGAAGGUGUCACCAAUCUUACUUGCUCGACCGUUGACGAUAAACUGCCAUGUCUCCGUACCGGGAACGAAGUGCUGGAACACUACAGCUUCAACGAGAGCCAUCUGGCCCUAAAUCUGUGGGCGAUGGUGUUGCUGUACUUCUGCUUUCACGUGCUCGGCUAUUUAUUCUUGUGGCGCAAAACCAAGCGUUGAGAUGGGUUGUGUAGUGACGGUUCAACUAUUUUUUUUUUUGCGUUCGGCUGCCAACUAAUAUAAUUCGUCUUCGUCCCGUUUAAAUAAACUAGGAAACCAAUAGCUA
Molecule: messenger RNA, 2790 nt
Organism: Anopheles stephensi (Asian malaria mosquito)
Lineage: Eukaryota; Metazoa; Arthropoda; Insecta; Diptera; Culicidae
Gene: st
Product: protein scarlet
Exons: 4
Coding region: 579-2684 (701 amino acids)
Cellular component (GO): plasma membrane
Molecular function (GO): ATP binding; ATP hydrolysis activity; ABC-type transporter activity
Source: RefSeq, a predicted model, not a curated record